This is a messenger RNA of Pecten maximus, 1078 nucleotides long. RefSeq lists its product as uncharacterized. Bases 79 to 438 code for a protein of 119 amino acids. The transcript is spliced from 4 exons. The record is from RefSeq and is a predicted model, not a curated record. NCBI's taxonomy places the organism in Eukaryota, Metazoa, Mollusca, Bivalvia, Pectinida, Pectinidae.
GCACAGACACUAACCUUGCAGUCGAUCAAAAUACCCAGGUGUCAAUAGACAAUAACAGUCAAAUACCACGGGGUUGGUAUGUGUAACCCUGACAGAGAGACACCUUCUCAGCCAGGACGGGGAAGACGAGGGAGCUGGAAAUACAAAUCAGGGGAGAGAAUGGUAUGGUGUUUCCAGUAUGUUGUCCUCCUGUCGCUGGGAAUAAGUUCUGUCAAAGCAGGUAUAAAUGACAGCAACGGGGAAACAACAGGACUCACAGGGGAGCAGUUGUUCGCCGUCAUGCUGGGUGGAGUGUUGGGUGUGGUCGUGAUAUUUGGAUGUGUGUAUUACUUGUAUACACGUGACCAUAGUAUAUACGACUGUGGAUCCUACGACAUCAUCAAACGCUGCUGUACAAAAUGUAAACACAAACCUGAAACGAGUAAUUUGCCAAAAUAGUUGACGCAAAGAAAAUCAUUUACUGGAGAAAUAAUUAUAAAAGCAUAUUUUUUCAUUGAAAGUGUUAUUUCCACUGAUCGCUACUGUACUUUAUCAUCGAAAGUGUUAUUUCCACUGUUCGCUACUGUAUUUUAUCAUCGAAAGUGUUAUUUCCACUGAUCGCUACUGUACUUUAUCAUCGAAAGUGUUAUUUCCAUUGAUCGCUACUGUAUUUCAUCAUCGAAAGUGUUAUUUCCACCGUUCGCUACUGUAUUUUAUCAUCGAAAGUGUUAUUUCCACUAUUCGCUACUGUAUUUUAUCAUCGAAAGUGUUAUUUCCACUGUUCGCUACUGUAUUUUAUCAUCGAAAACUUGACAGUUAGUGUUCUGAUGACUCCACCAUUCGGCAGUGGUAAUGCUUUACCGUGACGCUUGCUUUUCCAUCACAUGUGAAUUCCCCACACCGGUAGAUAGUUUCUGCCCUCAUGCUGUAUCUAGGAUUAUAUGUACGAACCGUUCGUAUCCUAUAUACAUAUCACCGAGAAAGGUAUCAUCUCUAUAGGAACCACGGAACCAAAUUAUUUCCCACCACUGUACUGCUUAAAUGGAGUUUUCAACGCUGGUCUACUAGGCAUAAUUUUGAAGAAUGUCAUCUCGGAAAC